AUGGGAAUAAGCAACGACUCAAAACCAACAAAAGAUGAUCUACCACGAGAAUCACCAACACAGGAAUAUCUAAUUUUUGCACUCGCCGGUGUCUAUUUACCAUCAUCACGUAUAGGCAACGGUAAAGAUCAAAAGUCAAGAAUCAGAGUGAAUUACGCUAGUAAAACUUUCAUUAUCUAUUCGUUAACAGACAGUGAAAUCACUCCGGAAGCAAUACUAGCAAUUGAAACCUUCGAACAACCUUUCGAAAAGUUUUCUCAUCAAUUAGCUGAAUUACCUGCUGAUAUCAAAAAACAACUUUGUAAACAUAUUAUGCAUGCACCAAGACACAAUUGCAGUCACUGUUCAGAAAACACAGAAGAAACACCAUUCAUGGAAGAUUAA
Lactuca saligna is the source of this 384-nucleotide messenger RNA. The record is from the annotation of a GenBank genome assembly. Lineage: Eukaryota; Viridiplantae; Streptophyta; Magnoliopsida; Asterales; Asteraceae.